AUGCGCCAAGGAACAAUUAUACUCACAAGCCUGCUGCUCAGCCUCCUGGCGGCGGGCGCGGAUGCCUUCUCCUCGCGGAGACACUUGCAGCAGUCACAGACGACUCUGUCGGGCACGGCCAUCGUGAUUUCUCACGAUCAAAAGGGCCUGUCCAACAAGCGGUUGCUCGCGGUGCACACCCCUGCUGGCAGGCGGGUGCACGUGCAGCUUAGGGAUGCCAAGCAGCUGGCGGGUAUCCACACCGGCAUGCACAUCGAGGUGUCGGGGCGGUGGCAGCAGGCGGCGGCAGCGGCUGGCGGCAUGCAAGCCGCCGCCGCAGGUGCUGGCCCUGCCGCGGGCUCGAGCAGCUUCCAGGCGGCCACCAUCCGCCAUGCCUCUGGAGCAGCCUUUGCAGCCCCCAAGGUGGCCAACGCUGCCGGCCAGAUGAUGGCAGCAGCAGCAGCAGCCACGACAACCCCCGCCGUCGCCCUCAGCACCAACCAGCUGAUCACUAGUGCCGUCAACACCAUCGUCGUCCCAAUUGCGGGCAUGGCUGACAGCACCACCGCCUGCCCCGGCACCGCGCUGCCCAAGUUCAGCGUGGAUGAUGUGAAGAAGGCCGUGUUUGCAGAGUCCAACCCCAGCAGCCCCACCGUGGGAUCCACCUUCAACAAGUGCUCCUACGGCAAGACCAAACUGACCACCGCCAACAGCCGGGUGGCAGACCUGGUGCAGCUGCCCUGCAAUGGCAUCACCAACGAUGUGGCCUGGACCUUCAGCAAGUGUGAUUUUGACGACUUCAAUGGCUAUGCCGAUGCUGCCGACGAGGUGCUGCGCGCCCGCGGCGUCGACCUCUCCAAGUACAAGUACAGGGUGUACCUGGUCCCUCCCGGCGCCUGCCCCUUCGUGGGCCUGGGCUAUAUUGGCUGCGACGGCAGCUACGACUGCCGCGCCUGGAUCUCUGGCGAUUUCUGGGCCACGCCACAAGCAAUCGCUCAUGAGCUUGGCCACAACCUGUUCAUGGGCCAUGCUGGCUCCUUCAACAGCGCAGGCGUGUUUGACGAAUAUGCCGACAGCAGCGGCCUCAUGGGCUACUGCUGCACGGAGCGCUGCCCCAACACGCCGCAUGCCUGGCAGAUGGGCUGGAUCAGCGUGCAGCAGCUUGACGGCAGCAGCCUCAAGGCGGGCCAGACAGUGACCGCCACGCUGUCCAGCCAGGCCGUCUCAGCACGCAGCGGGAUGCGCAUCCAGCCCAGCUGGACCGCAGGCGUGGACCCCAUUUUCCUGGGCUACCGCACCAAGGCGCUUGGGGAUGCAGAGCUGCCAGCUGAGGCUGCCGGCAAGGUGCACCUGCACACCUCGGCCAUCAGCAACUCUUAUGAUGCACAGGUCACCAUCUGGAAGGCGGCGCUGGGCAGCGCUGGCCAGGCCUGGGAGCACUCUGCAGCCGGCCUGGUCGUGCGCCUCAAGGCGCUGACGAGCAGCAGCGCCACGGUGACUGUGUGCCGCAAGGGUGGCGCCGAGUCCGUUGCCACCUGCGCAGCAGGCGUGGACAACGACUGCAACGGGCUUGCGGGGGCGCGCGACCCUGCUUGCGCCAGGCUCUCCAAGCGUGUGCGCAGGAGCUCAAGAGUCCUUUAG
Chlorella variabilis is the source of this 1620-nucleotide messenger RNA. RefSeq names its product expressed protein. The transcript is spliced from 6 exons. The record is from RefSeq and is a predicted model, not a curated record. The coding region runs from base 1 to 1620 and encodes 539 amino acids. Lineage: Eukaryota; Viridiplantae; Chlorophyta; Trebouxiophyceae; Chlorellales; Chlorellaceae.